Antrostomus carolinensis (chuck-will's-widow) is the source of this 582-nucleotide messenger RNA. Its product is annotated as olfactory receptor 226-like. The transcript has a single exon. Gene Ontology annotation, biological process: G protein-coupled receptor signaling pathway. Gene Ontology annotation, cellular component: membrane. Gene Ontology annotation, molecular function: olfactory receptor activity; G protein-coupled receptor activity. The annotation marks the transcript as partial. NCBI's taxonomy places the organism in Eukaryota, Metazoa, Chordata, Aves, Caprimulgiformes, Caprimulgidae. The record is from RefSeq and is a predicted model, not a curated record.
CCCAGAAUGCUGGCAAGUUUCCUAACAAACAAAUAUGUUAUUUCACUUACUGGUUGCUUUCUACAGUACUUUUUCUUCACUGGGCUAGCAGGUGCAGAAUGCUGUCUCCUGACUGUCAUGUCUUAUGACCGGUACAUUGCGAUAUGCAAACCACUGCAUUACACAACCAUCAUGAAUGGCAGGUGCUGCCACAAGUUAGCAGGGGGAUCUUGGGUAACUGGGUUGUUGGCUAGUGCCAUAGUCACCUUUCUGAUGCCACAGCUAACUUUCUGUGGCCCAAAUGAAAUUGAUCAUUUCUUCUGUGACUUCAUGCCGGUGGUAAAGCUCUCCUGCAGUGAUACUCACUGGAUUGAGCUUGUAACAUUCAUCUUGGCCUCUCUUUUGACACUGCCCCCAUUUCUCUUGACACUCAUAUCUUAUGUGUACAUCAGCAACACUGUCCUCAGGAUCCCAUCCUCCACAGGAAGGCAUAAGGUUUUUUCUACCUGUUCUUCACACCUCACUGUGGUGACGCUUUUCUAUGGGACCUUGAUUGUUGUGUAUUUGGUACCAAAAGUACACAUACUGGGAGACCUCAACAAA